Aspergillus tanneri is the source of this 1458-nucleotide messenger RNA. It is a transcript of the gene aclA, whose product is annotated as putative ATP citrate lyase subunit (Acl). Gene Ontology annotation, biological process: tricarboxylic acid cycle; succinyl-CoA metabolic process. Gene Ontology annotation, cellular component: succinate-CoA ligase complex. The record is from RefSeq and is a predicted model, not a curated record. Bases 1 to 1458 code for a protein of 485 amino acids. The transcript is spliced from 2 exons. Gene Ontology annotation, molecular function: succinate-CoA ligase (ADP-forming) activity. NCBI's taxonomy places the organism in Eukaryota, Fungi, Ascomycota, Eurotiomycetes, Eurotiales, Aspergillaceae.
AUGUCCGCCAAGUCAAUCCUCGAAGCUGAUGGCAAGGCCAUCCUCAACUACCACCUCACUCGUGCUCCCGUCAUCAAACCAACUCCUCUUCCUCCGUCUACCACUCACAACCCUCCUCCUCGUCUUGCCUCCCUCUACUUCCCAGAAGAUGCUGCCGUCAAGGAUGUUCUCGACCAGGCGGAGGUUCUCUACCCAUGGUUGUUGACUCCUGGGUCCAAGUUCGUUGCUAAGCCCGACCAAUUGAUCAAGCGGCGAGGCAAGAGUGGCCUGCUGGCUCUCAACAAGACCUGGGCUGAGGCUAGGGAAUGGAUCGAGAUUCGUGCUGGAAAGGAGAUUCUGGUUGAGACUGUUACUGGCGUUCUUCGUCAGUUCCUGGUUGAGCCUUUCGUCCCUCAUCCUCAAGAGACGGAGUACUACAUCAACAUCAAUUCCGAGCGUGAGGGUGACUGGAUCCUCUUCACCCACGAAGGUGGCGUCGAUGUCGGUGAUGUUGAUGCCAAAGCGGAAAAACUCCUUAUCCCCGUCAACUUGAAGAACUACCCCUCAAAUGAGGAAAUUGCUGCUGCUCUGCUGAGCAAGGUGCCCAAGGGUGUUCAUAAUGUCCUGGUGGACUUUAUCUCUCGGCUUUAUGCCGUUUACGUUGACUGCCAGUUCACCUACCUGGAAAUCAACCCCCUGGUCGUCAUCCCCAACGCGGACGCCACGUCUGCUGAGGUUCACUUCCUGGACUUGGCUGCCAAGCUGGACCAGACUGCCGAGUUUGAGUGCGGCACCAAGUGGGCUGUUGCCCGUAGCCCCGCCAACUUGGGCCUAGCUGCUCCCUCGAGGGAUGAGAAGGUUAACAUCGACGCUGGACCCCCCAUGGAGUUCCCUGCUCCCUUCGGUCGUGAGCUAAGCAAGGAGGAGAAGUUCAUCUCAGACAUGGAUGCGAAGACCGGUGCCUCUCUUAAGCUUACUGUGCUCAACUCCAAUGGCCGUAUCUGGACCCUUGUUGCUGGUGGUGGUGCCUCCGUUGUGUACGCUGAUGCCAUUGCUUCUGCUGGUUUUGUCAGUGAGCUGGCCAACUAUGGUGAAUACUCCGGUGCUCCCACCGAGACUCAAACCUUCAACUACGCCCGUACUGUCCUCGAUUUGAUGUUGCGCGCUCCCACCCACCCCGACGGCAAGGUCCUCUUUAUCGGCGGUGGUAUUGCCAACUUCACCAACGUCGCCUCGACCUUCAAGGGUGUCAUUCGUGCUCUGCGCGAAGUUGCCCCCGUCCUGAAUGAGCACAAGGUCCAGAUCUGGGUUCGCCGUGCUGGUCCCAACUACCAGGAGGGACUUAAGAACAUCAAGGCUGUUGGUGAGGAGUUGGGUCUCAACAUGCAUGUGUAUGGACCUGAGAUGCACGUCAGUGGUAUUGUACCCCUUGCCCUCCUCGGUAAGAAGACCGAUGUCAAGGAGUUUGGUGCCGCGUAA